Messenger RNA from Ruditapes philippinarum (Manila clam), 1624 nucleotides. RefSeq names its product cytochrome P450 1A1-like. Gene Ontology annotation, molecular function: heme binding; monooxygenase activity; iron ion binding. Bases 112 to 1611 code for a protein of 499 amino acids. The record is from RefSeq and is a predicted model, not a curated record. The transcript has 2 exons. Lineage: Eukaryota; Metazoa; Mollusca; Bivalvia; Venerida; Veneridae.
CAUCAUAUGCUCUAUUUUUCUUACACUUAAUAUUUAGAACAUCAUGCGAUAAAACAUUUAGUUUUUAUUCUUUCACAUACAAUUUGUGUCACUGAAAAGUUCUGAAUUACAAUGUCAGAGUUUACGAUUGUUCUGGCGACUGUUUUUACUGUUUUUAUCACAGUAUUAUUCUUACAACGGCUUCUUCAAAAUAGAGGAAAGAGGUAUCCAAACGGGCCAUUUGGAUUUCCAAUUGUUGGUCACCUACCGUUGUUUGGAAAUAAUCCACCGAAAACGUUUAUGAAGUGGUGGAAGAUCUAUGGCGAUGUGUUUUCUAUUAGACUCGGAAGUUGGAAUACUGUUGUAGUUAAUGGUUAUAAUGCAGUAAAAUCAGCUGCCGAACAUCCGGACGACGCCUUUAGUGGCAGGCCAAAUUUUGUUUCCACGGACAUCUUAAAAGAACGCAUCAAAGAAGAUACGUUUGCUUUCGGUAAUUUUUCUCCAGUGUAUCUAAAACAAAGAAAGUUGGCAUCUAAGGCUUUACGUUUAUUUACGUCAAAGCGAUCGGAGAUAAUAGAAGAAUUAGUUACGAGCGAGGCUAAGGAUUUUGCAGAUAUUUUGGUAAAAAAGUACAAUAGACAUUCCGGUCAAAUAGAACUGGACGUUCAAACGUUAGUUACAAGAAUAAUAUAUCAGUUUCUUUAUGGACGUAAUAAAACUGUUGAUGUUGAUAGACACGUAAAAGCUUUAAUAAAAGCGUUGGAAGAGUUUAAUGACCUUACUGGAAGUGGAAGUCCUCUGGACGUGUUGCCAUGGCUUCGGUAUGUUAUACCAUGGAAGGUUGACGAGCUGCGAAAAAGUUUUGCACGAACGGAUGAAAUUAUGACAGAACAAGUACAGGAACACUACGAGACGUUUGCUCCAGGAAACAUUAGAGAUGUAGCGGAUGCAAUUAUUGCUAGUGACGCUGAUGAUGAAGAAAAUAAAGAUAGAUAUGUGUUAACAAGAGCUAGACUGAAUCUUACACUUGCUGAUUUACAAGGAGCUGGCGUUGAUACAACAAAUAAGACAUUGUCGUGGAUGUUUCUCUACAUGGCGAAGUUUCCCCAAGUUCAAGAACGGGUGUAUACAGAGAUAAAUGAUAAAGUUGGAACCGCCAGGAGCGUAAUGCUGAAAGAUAAACCAGACCUGGUCUACACAAAUGCUGUUAUUCUAGAAGUCAUGCGAAUUGUUACACAAAUUCCGUUUUCACUCCCUCAUUAUGCAAUGAAAAAUGCAAAGUUACAAGGCUAUGAUGUCGAUAAGGACACUGUGGUUAUUUUCAAUCUCUUUUCCGUUCAUCACGAAAAAGAAUUCUGGAAAGAUCCUGAAAGUUUUCGUCCAGAACGGUUUUUAUCUGACGGGAAAAGUCUAGAUGAAGAAAAAUGCAACCAUAUGUUCGCCUUUAGUCAUGGAAGGCGUCGCUGUGUAGGAGAAUUUCUCGCCAAGAUGAAUUUAUUUCUGUCGUUUUCCAUUGUGAUGCAGAAAUGUAAAAUUAUUAAACCUGUUGAUGAAAAACUAGAUUUAACCCCCAUUCCUGGACUUGUGUAUUCGUCCAAACCCUACAAACUGCUUGUGCAGGAAAGAAACUAACUUUUUGUCAGAU